Castor canadensis (American beaver) is the source of this 3068-nucleotide messenger RNA. Lineage: Eukaryota; Metazoa; Chordata; Mammalia; Rodentia; Castoridae. The record is from RefSeq and is a predicted model, not a curated record.
ACGAGGAAGACGUGAUGGCUGGGAGCCGGCGGCGGAAAACCGUGGGCUUGCAGGCGGUCGAGCAAAACGACAGUGAAGAGGACAUGUUUGGAGACUAUGAUAGCUUUGCAGAAAACUCACUUUUAGCACAAGUUGAUGAUUUGGAACAGAAAUUCAUGCAACUUCCUGAACAUGAGACACAUGCUGCAGACUUUGCCACUGAAGAUCUGUGUUCAGAAAACAUCAAAAACAAGCUCAGCAUUACAGCUGUAAGCAACUGUACUGAGUAUAAAACUGAUUUGCACACAAAGAACCAGAGUGAACAUGAAGAUGUCCCGCUGGAACCUAGUGAUGAUCUUUUGUAUGCUGUGCCUUCUUCUCAGGUUUUAUUCUUUGAAAAUUUGCAGAACUCUUCAAAUGAUUUGGGUGAUAGGUCUAUUGAAGAAAAGGACAGGAACUCAUUCUCUUACAAGACUAUGAAUGAAGAACUCCUCGGUCACAUAGAAGAACCCCAGCAAAGUGAUGAAUUCUCUUCUAAAGUCAGAACUAGUUCAGAUAUGAAUAGGAGGAAAAGUGUGAAAGAUCAUCUAAAAAGUGCUAUGACUGUAAACGCCAAGGCCCAGACACCAGUAUUUUCUAAGAGUAAACAGCUCAAAGAGAAACUCCUAUCCAAGGAAAUUAAUGUUGCUAAGAAAGCAAUUGAAUCGCCAUCAGAUGACCGUGGUCCUUUUUACUCAUUACCCAGCAAAGUGAGAGAUCUUUAUGUUCAACUCAAAGGAAUUGAGAAAUUAUAUGAAUGGCAACAUACUUGCUUAACACUGAAUUCUGUGCAAGAAAGAAAAAAUUUAAUAUAUUCCUUGCCAACGAGUGGUGGAAAAACCCUUGUAGCUGAGAUUUUGAUGCUACAGGAACUACUUUGUCGACGGAAAGAUGUUUUAAUGAUCCUUCCAUAUGUGGCAAUUGUCCAAGAAAAGAUUGCAGGUUUGUCAAGUUUUGGUAUAGAACUUGGUUUCUUUGUUGAAGAAUAUGCUGGAAGCAAAGGAAGAUUUCCUCCAACUAAGAGAAGAGAAAAGAAAUCACUGUAUAUUGCCACUAUUGAAAAGGGGCACAGCCUGGUGAACUCCUUGAUUGAAACUGGAAGGAUUAGUAGUCUGGGUCUGGUGGUAGUAGAUGAGUUGCACAUGAUUGGUGAGGGGAGCCGUGGUGCUAUACUGGAAAUGACCCUAGCAAAAAUCCUCUACACUAGCAAAACAACUCAAAUUAUUGGUAUGAGUGCAACACUGAACAAUGUUGAAGACCUGCAAGAGUUUCUUCGAGCAGAGUAUUACACCAGUCAGUUUAGACCAGUUGAAUUAAAAGAAUAUCUGAAAAUAAAUGAUACAAUAUAUGAAGUUGACAGCAAAGCUGAGAGUGGCAUGACAUUUUCACGUCUCCUUGAUUAUAAGUAUUCUGAUGUCCUGAGAAAGAUGGAUCCUGAUCACUUGGUAGCGUUGGUGACAGAAGUUAUUCCCAAUUAUUCCUGCUUAGUCUUUUGUCCCAGUAAGAAGAACUGUGAAAACGUAGCAGAAAUGUUAUGCAAAUUUUUAAGCAAGGAAUAUCUGAAACACAGGGAGACAGAAAAAUGUGAGGUGAUUAAGAACCUGAGGAACAUCAGCAGUGGCAACCUGUGCCCUGUCUUGAAGCACACCAUCCCAUUUGGAGUUGCCUAUCACCACAGUGGCUUAACAAGCGAUGAAAGGAAGCUCUUGGAGGAGGCCUACUCUACUGGUGUUCUCUGCCUUUUUACCUGCACAUCUACCCUGGCAGCAGGGGUCAACCUACCAGCUCGAAGAGUUAUUUUAAGAGCUCCCUAUGUUGCUAAAGAAUUUUUAAAGAGGAAUCAAUAUAAACAGAUGAUUGGCAGAGCUGGCCGUGCUGGAAUAGAUACUGUUGGGGAGAGUAUCCUUAUAUUACAAGAAAAAGACAAGCAGCAGGUCUUGGAACUAAUAAGCAGACCACUGGAAAACUGUUAUAGCCAUCUUGUUGAGGAAUUCACCAAAGGAAUCCAAAGUUUGUUUCUGUCUUUGAUUGGUUUGAAGAUUGCAACAAAUCUUGAUGAGAUAUAUCACUUUAUGAAUGGUACAUUUUUUGGUGUUCAGCAAAAGAUUUUACUGAAAGAUAAAAGUCUCUGGGAAGUAACUGUGGAAUCACUUAGAUACCUGACAGAGAAAGGACUCCUAGGAAAGGAUACUGUUCAUAAGUCUGAAGAAAAGUUACAAUGUAAUUUUCAUAUUACAAAACUGGGAAGAGCUUCUUUUAAAGGAACUAUAGAUUUGGCUUAUUGUGACAUUCUCUAUAGAGACUUGAAGAAAGGUCUUGAAGGACUUGUGCUGGAAAGCCUUCUUCAUCUAAUCUAUCUCACAACUCCCUAUGAUCUGGUUUCCCAGUGUGACCCUGACUGGAUGAUAUACUUCAGGCAGUUUAGUCAACUCAGUCCAGCAGAACAAAAUGUAGCUACUCUUCUUGGAGUCUCUGAAAGCUUUAUUGGGAAGAAAGCAUCAGGUCAAGCCAUCAGGAAGAAAGUGGACAAGAAUGUUGUCAACAGACUCUACCUGUCUUUUGUUCUCUAUACUUUGCUCAAAGACACCAACAUUUGGAGUGUGUCUGAAAAAUUUAAUCUGCCUCGAGGAUAUAUACAAAAUCUGCUUACUGGAGCUGCCUCAUUCUCAUCUUGUGUGUUACAUUUCUGUGAGGAACUUGAGGAGUUUUGGGUUUAUAGAGCUCUUUUGGUAGAACUUACCAAAAAGCUGACCUACUGUGUAAAGGCAGAGCUAAUCCCUCUCAUGGAAGUGACUGGAGUCUUAGAGGGUCGAGCAAAACAAUUAUACAAUGCAGGUUACAAAAGUCUAGUGCACUUAGCUAAUGCUAAUCCAGAAGUGCUAAUAAGGACUAUUGACCAUUUAUCAAGACGCCAGGCCAAGCAAAUUGUUUCAUCAGCAAAGAUGCUGUUGCAUGAGAAAGCAGAGGCUUUGCAAGAAGAAGUGGAAGAAUUGCUGAGAGUGCCUUCUGAUUUCCCUGGCACUGUGGGCGCAUCCCUGGAAAAAGCAUGA